GCGCCUCCAGUCGAUCGUGUUCGCCGCCGGCGCGAGCUUAUGUGUAUUGUUCUACUAAUUUCAAAUUUCGAACUUUAAAAUCAUUGACGUUGAAUUUUCGAAAUUGGAACGUUGGAACUAACAACAAGUGUUGCCAGUGGUUAUUUUUAACUCGUGAAAUACGAAAAGUGUGUAUGAAGGUUAAGUGACAAGUUGUGGUUAAAGUUCACUUAACGUUUAGUGGUUAACGUGAAAUUAUGUGUUUUAUUGAACUAUAAUUCGAGUUAAUCAUUUUGUAAGGCAUUGACAAACUGUUUACUAGUGAUGUGAUACAGUCAUGCAGUACAGCGUCAAUACGACGCAAUUGAGUGAGCUAGUGUUGUGAAUAACGAGCGUAUGUACACACUCAUGCUGACGACUGGAACUGUUGACGAUCAGCCCAUGGACGGGAACAUGUCAUUUUCAUCUUAUAAUAUGAUGGACUCAGGAGGAGCAGGUAUCGAGUCUCCGCCAACCUACCAUCGAAGCUACGAGCAGUACGUCCAAGGUGCCGUCGACACGAGCGCAGACUCACCCCAGGAGCAGACCAGCCCAGAACUUGUAGUCUGGUCGACCCUCCCCUACGGCAUAGACUACAGAACACAGUAUGACUACAGAAAUGCAUAUGAGUCCAGAGACUUUUCGACUCAGCAGUUCGCAAGAGCACCAUUUACAACUAAAAUGGGCCAGGCGAAGGCGCUGAAAGAAGCCAGGAUACGGAGACCCAUGAAUGCCUUUAUGGUGUGGGCGAAGGUGGAGCGGAAGAAGCUGGCUGAUGAGAAUCCAGAUCUGCACAACGCUGACCUUAGUAAAAUGCUAGGUAAAAAAUGGCGGUCGUUGACUCCCCAAGAUCGCCGGCCUUUCGUGGAAGAAGCUGAACGUCUACGGGUAAUUCACAUGACGGAACAUCCGAACUACAAAUACAGGCCCAGGCGGCGGAAGCAGAACAAGACAAGACCCAACCAGCCCACAGCGCCAUCUAGCGCUCCACCCUCUGCCACAACUGCAUUAGGAUCUCCAUACGCCACUGCCACUGACUCACCAGACACACGCUUCUCCCACAACCCUGGAGCUGGUUUCUCCCCAUACCGAACUUCGCCACUUGCGCCAGACUCGUACCAAACAAGUCAAUUUAAUGGCCACGUUCGAACACCUGAAUCUUCCCCAGCUCGAUCUCCCGAACCCCAAGGAAGAAGAAGCACCCCAGCAGAUGCUUCAAGAAUCGGAACACCUGACGCGUCCCCUGUCGAAAAUGAAAAGGAGAAUUUUCAGUAUGAAGAAAGGCGGAGGGCGAUUAAUGCCUCAUCUCUCUCUGAGUCGUACUCCUACAAGUCUUUCCGAUCAACUGGGUCUUACUCACCCGCGCCCGUAGCUGCCAUGGGAAUGGCAAACGGAAUGUAUGUGAUGUGUGCCCAAAGGUCUUUAGCCGAACAACCUCCAUUAGUAACUGGCACUUUCUUUCCACCAGUCGCUACAUCACAGGAUCAACAAGCUCUCGGCUCAACUGCCCCCAGGGUAUCCUCUGCACCAAGCGGUCCAAUGACAACAGAAUACAGCAUUCAAUACCAUCCAUAUGAACAAUACGAGCAAAUGUACAAAACAGAGGAUUCAUAUGUGUCCCACUACCCUGAUCAACCGAAAACUGAGUAUGAUAAUAGCGGAACAUAUUUCGCAGAAGAACCCCCUCAAGGACAAGAGAACGAGCAAGUAUUUAUACCUCGACCAGAAAUACGGACUGGUUCUCCUGAAUCUGACGUAGAUGCUCGUGAGUUUGACAAGUACUUGGAGUAUAACGCUCAGGGUAUGGAGCAGCACCAGCAGUAUAGAUAUGAACAGCAGCAGUACAGGCCGUAUUGCCCAGAGCAGCAACCGCAAGAUUACUGUACAGAGAGGAUGUAUCCAUCUCCCUACGCAUCAGUUAUAGCUGGGACGCCCCCUUCAGGGCCUUACACGCCUGCUCCACCAGGCUUAGCCGAUGCCCGCCCUGACGAUGAGUUCAGCGUUAUCUUGGCUGGAGUAAGACAGACCUGUUACAGCAAUUGACUAUACCGAGAAUGAACAUAUCAAAGCCUUAGAAUAAUAACUCAUUAUGAACACAAAAUGUGAUCUUUGCACGAUGUGUUAAAAUAUUUUAGUGUAGACAAAGUUAAUCAGGUGUUAUAUAUUAAUUAGUUUUUUAAUGUUCCUAAGUUGAUAAAUAUGCGAGAAAAUUUAUGAUUAAUAUUAUAUCUGAAUGCCGCAAAGUGCCUGGUGUUCUGUUCUGUUCCAAAAUGUGUAUCUCCAAGUUAGGGCCUGAUGUGAAUUUAUUCUGAGUUUAUUUUGACGUAAUCCAAUUCACUGCACCAAAUUGCAGAUUCUAUAAUCUUUGAACUCAAUAACAAUAAAG
Pieris napi is the source of this 2404-nucleotide messenger RNA. RefSeq names its product transcription factor Sox-17-alpha-A (gene Sox15). Lineage: Eukaryota; Metazoa; Arthropoda; Insecta; Lepidoptera; Pieridae. Bases 376 to 2061 code for a protein of 561 amino acids. Gene Ontology annotation, biological process: regulation of DNA-templated transcription; anatomical structure morphogenesis; cell differentiation. The transcript has 4 exons. Gene Ontology annotation, molecular function: RNA polymerase II cis-regulatory region sequence-specific DNA binding; DNA-binding transcription factor activity, RNA polymerase II-specific. The record is from RefSeq and is a predicted model, not a curated record.